Drechmeria coniospora is the source of this 1731-nucleotide messenger RNA. Its product is annotated as PCI domain-containing protein. Lineage: Eukaryota; Fungi; Ascomycota; Sordariomycetes; Hypocreales; Ophiocordycipitaceae. Gene Ontology annotation, cellular component: transcription export complex 2. Gene Ontology annotation, biological process: transcription elongation by RNA polymerase II; poly(A)+ mRNA export from nucleus; post-transcriptional tethering of RNA polymerase II gene DNA at nuclear periphery. Gene Ontology annotation, molecular function: RNA binding; double-stranded DNA binding. Bases 1 to 1731 code for a protein of 576 amino acids. The record is from RefSeq and is a predicted model, not a curated record. The transcript has 3 exons.
AUGUCCCUCCUCAAACGUUUCCUUUCCGAAAUCCGGCAGCAGGUCCGUGAACAGCAGGGUGAUCGACUCGCCGCCUGGCUGCAGGUCGAGCCCAGCGCACCACGGCAGUACCAUGUCCUCGCCGACGAGCUUCGGACCGCCUUUGCCGACUCCAAGGCACUCGACAAUGCCAUCGACUCGCAUCUUCCCAUAGAGGACGACGUCCCCGACGGGCAGGCCACCGUCUGGCCCGGCUUUCAGGCUUUUGUGAAGGAAUACCUCGUCCUGUGGCGAGACAUUGACCACGAUGACCUGCUCGGCGCCCACGAACUGCUGUCGGCCCUCGUCAAGUCAGCAUCUCCUUUCUCCUCUCCCCUUUCUCCUCUCCCCUUUCUCCUCUCCCCUCUCUCGCCCCUUCUUCUCCCCAUGCUGCUCCUCUUUCAUGCCCAUAUCCCUCCGCCUCGCGCUGAGAAUUGGACGAGCUCCGCCUCCAGCACGGCCUUCUCGCACCCUCAGUACGGUGCCAUGCUCAUUCAAGUCUGCAAAUCCCUCUCCGAGUCCCUUGCCCGCUUCACCCUCGAGCUCAACCGCCGGCCCGACCUCACGCGUCGCCUGAGGGUCCGCGACGACGAUGGCGGCUCCAAGUCGGUCGCCGAGUCCUCGGCCGAGAUCAUCCAGAAGAUCUUCAAGGUCUGCCUGAUGGACCGCACCGCUGGCCGGACACCCGAGGGCAAGAAGGCCUGCGUCUACAUGUUUGCCAACCUUGUUCUCAAGCUGCUCUUUGCCUGCAAGAGGACGAACCUCGCGACCAUGAUCUUUCGCAACAUGUCGGCCAGCUGCCCACCCUUGCGUCUCUACCCGGCCUCGCAGCGCGUCACCUACCUCUACUACCUCGGCCGUUUCAACUUCUCCAUGAACCACUACCUUCGCGCCUCCCUCUGCCUCGAGCAGGCGUAUCUCCAGACGCCGCCGCAGCUCGCGUCCCACCGCACCAAGAUCCUGACCUUCCUCAUACCCUGCAACAUGCUCCUCGGCCGCUUCCCCUCGGCCGUCCUGACCCAGCGCCCGGAAGCGCAAACGUUGACACCCAUCUUCCUGCCCCUCUGCCACGCCGUCCGGUCCGCCAACUUCAUGGCGUUCCAGAGCCAUCUGGAACUCCACCGUCGUUGGCUCUGGGCCAAGGGCCUUUACGCCCAGCUCUGCUACCGUCUUCGCCCUCUCCUCUGGCGCUCCCUCGCGCGCAAGACGUUCCUGCUGACGUACGUGCCGCCGACCGAGGCCGACUCGCGCAAGGCCGCCACCCUCGACCUCGCCUGCCUGCAUGCCGUCGCCGUCUUCGUCCAGCGACAGCUCGAGGGUUGGCUUCCCUCCAACCGCAUCGUCCGCGACCGACGCCCGUCCAACGUCAACGCCGUCUUCAUGCAGGCCAUCACGAGCAACGUUCAGGUCCCGGCGGAAACGACGCUCGUCCCACCCCCCGGUGGACCCCGGAAGCUGCGCGCCAACGAGGGCCUGGUCUGCGGCAACAUGCCCGUCAGGCUCCUCGACGUCGAGAUGAUGGUGGCCACCCUCAUACAGCGGGAUUUCAUGCACGGCUUCAUCGCCCACGUUCAGGGCAGGUUCGCCAUCAUCGGGGCCAAGGCGAAGGGCCCGCUCCUCGCCGGCUGGCCAGGGGUGUGGCAGGCCAUCUGCGAGCACAAAUACGAUCAGCCCUACGACCCCAACGAAGUCCCUGGAUGGGUCAAGACCUGA